Macrobrachium nipponense is the source of this 22314-nucleotide messenger RNA. RefSeq names its product basement membrane-specific heparan sulfate proteoglycan core protein-like (gene trol). NCBI's taxonomy places the organism in Eukaryota, Metazoa, Arthropoda, Malacostraca, Decapoda, Palaemonidae. The record is from RefSeq and is a predicted model, not a curated record. Gene Ontology annotation, cellular component: plasma membrane. Gene Ontology annotation, molecular function: protein binding; calcium ion binding.
UCUUGGAGUCAGUCAGUUGCCCUUCGACCGGCGUCCUUCACGGUUCAAAUCGAGUUGGUUUUGAGAGGUAGUGUGGGCAUCGUGCACUUCCCGUUAAUAAACAAAACCUCAGUGUUCGAAAACUUAGCACAACGUUUCGCGAAGAUUUCGGCGGUCCUUCUCGCAGAAGGACGAGGACUUUGCCUUUUAUCGCCAUGGCCCCCCACAGGCGGAGGGCUACUGACACUGCGAGUGUAGGCCUCCUCCACCUUCGGGCCGCACUCCUGGCAUGUCUCCUCUUUGCAGCAGUGACACGGGCAGCGUCCUCAGCUCAGACUGAUGAGGACCUCAUAUUCGAGGAAGAAGGUAUCAUGCGGACGCGUCACGACGUCGAGGUGGCCCCCGUAGAAGCUCCUUUGCCAGAAGAACAACCCAGCUUCUUGACGCGCGUGCGCAGACAGUUCUCCUACUUUGGCUUCGGUUCCAAUGCCCCCACCGACGAUGAAGACGGUUUGGGCUCUGCUGGGGAGGAAGGAUCAGGAGGGGAACAGCUACGUAUAUACCGUGCUAAGGUCCAUGUCGUAAAGGACUGGAGACCCUCUCUUGGCAACGUGAAAUCCCCUGAUUUCGUGGCCUUAGCCAGAGAUUUAGAGAGGAAUUUAGAAGUAGCUCUUCGGCGCAUCUCUGGUGACAAGACCGUCAAGGUGUCUGGCAUGAGGCGCUCAGACCCGGGUAAGAUCUUAGCGACAGUUGACAUCAACUACAUGGGAUGGAGUGAUGAAACGGAAGCCAUGCGCAGAGCCAUCAGGAGUGUCCUGGACUCCCAGUACUUGGGCACCAUUCCAGUCAAUUCCCAAUACUUCAGCUUCGAAGAACCGAAAGCAGCACCAACCCGUCCCUCUUGUGCCGCGGGGCAACAUCAGUGCCCAUCUGGUCGCUGUGUUAAGCGCUGCGACGGACGUGCCGAUUGCCUUGAUGCCUCCGAUGAACUGAACUGCGUCGUGGAAGUCGAUGUUGUCCCUACCUCGGGCACCACCGCAGGGUCUGCUGCUGCACUGGGUGGUUGUCGUGGCGACGACCAAUACACAUGCAUGGACGGAACCAGCAUUUGUGGUGUGCAGCUGUGUGAUGCAAGGAAAGAUUGCCUCCUGGGAGAGGACGAGAAAUUCUGUGACGAUGGUGGUGGUUGCCCUGGGGACGACCAGUUCACUUGCGUCGAUGGUUACGUCAUUUGUCGAGAUCAGCGUUGCGAUUCACAGGUCGAUUGCCCCCAAGGAGACGACGAAGAGGCCUGUGAUUGCGAGGAGGGAUUCUUUCAGUGCGACGCCGUUAGGUGUUUAUCGAACGAUCACAAAUGCGACGGAAGGAUCGACUGCAUGGAUACCUCCGACGAGAAGGGAUGCCCCACUACCCCUUCGCCCUACACAGAUCCCACGCCGCCCACUUGUCGUUCAGAUGACCAGGGUCCCAAUGUGUGCCGAGAUGGGCGAACCUACGCAUGCUUCUGCGACGGCAAGGUGGAGUGCCCCGACGGAGACGACGAGGAUUCGUGUCCUUUUACCGGUUGCGAGCCAAACGAACUGAGCUGCGACGACGGCUUAGGCUGCAUCCCGGAAUCGAAGGUGUGUGAUGGAACCCCGGACUGCUACGACGGCGCCGACGAGAGGAACUGCCCUCCAGUUGUGCCAUGUGGAAGAGACCAGUACAUGUGUAAAACCGGCGAAUGCAUUGAUAAUUUCCGUCAGUGUGACUACAUGAAAGAUUGCCCUGGGGGAGAGGAUGAAAAAUUCUGUCCUUGUAAGCCAGACGAAUACGAAUGUAACAGUGGCCAGUGCGUUGGAGAGAACAAGCGAUGCGAUGGAGUUGCUGACUGUGAUGAUGAAACAGACGAAACAGUUGGAUGUCCAUGUGAUCCAAGCAGUUUUACUUGUAGAAAUGGACAGUGCAUCCAUCUCACAGUCAGGUGCGAUGGGGAGCCUGACUGCGAUGAUCAGUCAGACGAGCAGGGUUGCCCUGCUUGUUCCAGUGAGGCAUUCCUUUGUGGAAAUAAUCAGUGCAUUCCAGAAGAAAACGUUUGUGAUGGCAAUGAGGAUUGUGACACAGAUGAGUUAAACUGCUGUGAAGGGUCAGGAAUGUUCGAGUGUGACAGUGGUGACACUUGUCUUUCUGAAGACAGAAUUUGUGAUGGGGUUAAUGACUGUAGUGAUGGCUUUGACGAGAGCCAGUGUUCAGGUGAGUGGUGCCCAGAAGGAAAAUUCCUAUGCAAGAACGGAGAUUGUAUUGACAUUGCUUACGUCUGUGAUGGGCUCACCCAGUGUCGAGACCAGUCGGAUGAAAAAGAUUGCCCAUGCGGACCUGAUCAGUGGCGGUGUAGAGAUGGGCUGUGUAUUCCAAAACACAAUCGAUGCAAUAGAUACUUUGAAUGCGCAGACUACUCUGAUGAAGAGAAUUGCCAACCAGCCUGUCGUCCUACGGAGUGGACUUGUAGAGAUGGAUCUUGCAUUCCUGGAGAUGCACAUUGCAAUGGCUAUCCUGACUGUCGCGAUGGUAGUGAUGAGGAAGAUUGCCGCAGAGGGUGCAAUUCUGAAGAGUGGACUUGUAGAGACGGUUCAUGUGUGGCCUUAAGUCAAAGAUGUGAUGGUGAACCCCAAUGCCUUGAUCGUAGUGAUGAAGAGAACUGUCCUCCUAACGCAUGUUCUCCUGGGGAGUGGACUUGUCUUGAUGGGUCUUGUAUACCAGAGGAAAAACGUUGCGAUCGUUACUAUGAUUGCCCUGACUAUACCGAUGAAGCUGUUUGUCCUCCUACUCCAGCUUGUAGUCCAGGUGAAUGGUCAUGCAAAGAUGAUUCAUGCAUCCCAGAGGACAGAAGAUGUGACGGUCGGUAUGACUGCCCUGACUAUACAGAUGAAGAUGAUUGUGGUUCAGUCUGUGGCCCUAAUGAAUGGAGUUGCAGAGAUGGAUCUUGUGUACCUUUGGAUGCUCAUUGUGAUCAAGUUUAUCAUUGCAUUGAUCGUUCUGAUGAAGAGAAUUGUCCUUUAUUUUGUGAUCCUGGUAGGUGGAAGUGUGGUGAUGGCACUUGCAUACUCUUAGAAAACUACUGCAAUGGUGUUCCUGAUUGCCCAGAUUACAGCGAUGAAGAAGGUUGUGUAGAAGAAUGUAGGUCUGAUGAAUGGAGAUGCUUAGAUGGAACUUGUAUACGGCAAGAAAAUCAUUGUGAUGGAUCACCGCAUUGUUUAGAUCGCUCUGAUGAGGAGAAUUGUGCAGGAUCAUGUGGACCUAGUGAAUGGACAUGUAGAGAUAAGUCUUGUAUACCAUUACAAGCAAGGUGUGAUAGUCAGUAUGACUGCAGAGACUAUUCAGAUGAAGAAAACUGCCCAGCUUGUGGACCUGAUGAAUGGAGGUGUAGUGAUGGGUCUUGUAUACCAGCACAAGGAAGGUGUGAUAGGCAGUAUGACUGUAGAGACUAUUCAGAUGAGGAUAACUGCUCAGCAUGUAGACCUGGUGAAUGGAGUUGUAGGGAUGGCUCUUGUAUACCUGUAGAAGGAAGGUGUGAUAGUCAGUAUGACUGUAGAGACUACUCAGAUGAGGAGAACUGUCCAGUUUGUGGACCUGGUGAAUGGAGUUGUAGGGAUGGGUCUUGUAUACCCUUACAACAAAGGUGUGAUAAUCAAUAUAACUGUAGAGACUACUCUGAUGAGCAGGACUGUGCAGAAUGGUGUAGACCUGGUGAAUGGAGAUGUGUAGAUGGAACAUGUAUACCACAAGAAUAUCGUUGUGACCAAAUUCCACAGUGCUUAGAUCGUUCUGAUGAAGAAAACUGUGGGGCACCUAGAACUUGUGGACCUUUUGAAUGGACUUGUAGGGAUGGAUCUUGUAUACCUUUACAAGCAAGAUGUGAUAAUUUAUAUCACUGUAGAGACUACUCUGAUGAAGAGAACUGUCCAGAUAGAUGUAGGCCUAGGGAGUGGAGGUGCUUAGAUGGUACUUGUAUACCAGAAGCAUAUCAUUGUGAUGGAAUUCCCCAGUGUCUGGAUCGUUCUGAUGAAGAGAAUUGUGUUAAAUCUUGUGAAUCAGGGGAAUGGACUUGUAGGGAUGGUUCUUGCAUACCUUCACAAAGAAGAUGUGAUAAUCAGUAUGACUGUAGAGAUUAUUCUGAUGAAGAGAACUGUCCAGCAUGUAGACCCAGUGAGUGGACUUGUAGGGAUGGGUCUUGCAUACCUUUACAAACAAGGUGUGACAGUCGGUAUGACUGUAGAGAUUACUCCGAUGAAGAGAAUUGUGCGGAAGUGUGUAGGCCUGAUGAAUGGAGGUGUUCAGAUGGCAAUUGUAUACCAAGAACAUAUCGCUGUGACCAAAUACCACAGUGCUUGGAUCAUUCAGAUGAAGAGGGCUGUGCAAGACCUAGACCUUGUCCACCUGGUCAGUGGACUUGUAGAGCUGAUGGGUCAUGUAUUCCUUUUCAAGCAAGAUGUGAUAAUAAAUACGACUGUUCUGAUUAUUCGGAUGAAGCAGGCUGUCAAGAAGUGUGUAGGCCUGAUGAAUGGAGGUGUUCAGAUGGCAAUUGUAUACCAAGAACAUAUCGCUGUGACCAAAUACCACAGUGCUUGGAUCAUUCAGAUGAAGAGGGCUGUGCAAGACCUAGACCUUGUCCACCUGGUCAGUGGACUUGUAGAGCUGAUGGGUCAUGUAUUCCUUUUCAAGCAAGAUGUGAUAAUAAAUACGACUGUUCUGAUUAUUCGGAUGAAGCAGGCUGUCAAGCAUGUGGCUCUGAUCAGUGGACAUGUAGGGAUGGGUCUUGUAUACCCAUUCAGCAAAGAUGUGAUAACUCGUAUAAUUGUAGAGACUUAUCUGAUGAAGAGAACUGUCAAGUUUGUAGGUCUGAUGAGUGGACCUGUAGAGACAGGACUUGUGUACCAGACCAGGCUGUAUGUAAUGGCUAUUAUGACUGCCCAGAUUAUUCUGAUGAGGAUGGAUGUCAAGUAGUCUGCGGGCCAGGUGAAUGGAGAUGUAGGGAUGGAGCAUGUAUUCCUCUAGGUAAUCGCUGUGAUGGCACACCUACAUGUAUCGAUAGAUCUGAUGAAGAGAACUGCCCAUCUAUAGAAUGUGCAUUUGAUGAAUACACAUGUAAAGAUGACUCCUGUAUACCAUUGUCUGGACUAUGCAAUGGUGCCUCAGAAUGUCCUGAUGGUUCUGAUGAAAUUGACUGCGAAAGAGCAUGCAGACCUGGAGAAUGGCAGUGUGGUGAUGGAACAUGCAUUAGGGAGAAUCAGCGUUGUAAUGGCCAGAUUGACUGUCGUGAUUAUACAGAUGAAAAUGAGUGUACACCAACUUGCCUGCCUGAAGAGUUUCCCUGCUUAGAUGAUGGCACCUGUAUCCCUAGAGAAUUGGUGUGUGAUGGGAGAGAUUAUUGUCGUGAUGGGUCAGAUGAACUUAAUUGUCCUACACCUGCAACGUGCAAUGAAAAUGAGUUCCGGUGUGCAGAUGGUAUUUGCAUAUCUGGCAUCUUGGCAUGUGAUGGCCAGAAGUAUUGUCAUGAUGGCUCUGAUGAGUGGAAUUGCCAUAUAUGCAACCUUGCUACACUGUGGCAGUGUGAUGAUGGUAUCUGCAUUGAUCUGGUAUUGCGGUGUGAUGGCAAGCAAGACUGUCCAAAUGACAACUCUGAUGAACGCCAAUGCAUUCCUUUAGCUACCCCACGACCAAACUGUACUGAAGGAGAGUUUCGCUGUAAUGAUGGUACCUGCAUUAGCAGUGCUUCAAGAUGUAAUGGUGAACCAGACUGUGGGGAUAGUGAGGAUGAAUUAAAGUGUCCCCCUGACUUGUGCAGGCCUCCUGAGGGUUUCCGCUGCUCCAGUGGCUACUGCAUCCAAGCCAAACGGCGUUGUGAUGGAACCAAUGACUGUCAGGACACCAGUGAUGAAAGAGAUUGCCCACCUUCGUGCACGAAUAACGAGUUUACUUGUGGAGAUGGUUCAUGCAUUCCCCUGGAAGAAAAGUGCAAUGGGCUGCAAAAUUGCCCAGAUGGAAAGGAUGAGGCCAACUGUCCAUCAGAUUGUCGUCAUGAUCAGUUCCGUUGUGAGGAUAAUUCAUGCAUUGAGCUCAGCCAACGAUGUAAUGGCCGUGCAGAGUGUCUAAACGGGGAGGAUGAAAGAGGAUGUCGUUCAGAAGAGUUCCAGUUCCAGUGCCAUAGUGGUGAUUUGAUAGAUGUACAGUACAGAUGUAAUGGGGAAGUUGAAUGUCCUCUUGACUUAUCAGAUGAGGAGGGAUGCACUUGCUCACCACAAGAAUUUAGAUGCCAAAGAGAUGGACAGUGCAUUGACUCACGAAAGCAGUGUGAUGGCCGUAAUGACUGUAGUGAUGGAUCUGAUGAGCUCAAUUGUCGCUGUCCUGCUGGUGAAUGGAGAUGCUUGAAUGGCCAGUGUAUCCCAAGUGCAUAUCGUUGUGAUGGCCGCCAGGAUUGCAGUGACCGUUCUGAUGAAACUGUCGAUUGCCCUCCACCUACUCCCCGACCACCUGUACAAGCUUGCGAAGUUGAUCAGUUUGAAUGUCAAAAUGGCAGAUGUAUAUCCCGAGCAUUCCUCUGCGAUGGAAUUCCUGACUGCACAGAUGGUUCUGAUGAAAUUAACGAAAAUUGCCGCAAUAAGUCUAUAAGUAGGUGUAGAAGCGAUCAGUUCUCGUGUUCCUCUGGGGAAUGUGUUGGGUUGAACAAAAGGUGUAAUGGACAUUAUGAUUGCCUUGACGCCUCUGAUGAAACUGGAUGUCCCCAAGGCGUAACUCCAUGUAAACAAACAGAGUAUCAGUGUGGAGACGGAACUUGUAUUCCUGAGAGUGAGCGUUGCGAUGGUAUAUAUGAUUGUGCUGAUCAGUCAGAUGAGAGAGAUAAUUGCUGCCACUCGGAUGAAUUCCAGUGUCGAAAUGGAGAUUGUAUUCCAAGUUCCCAACGGUGUAACGGUUAUCCAGAAUGUGUUGACCAUUCAGAUGAACAUGAAUGCAGCUGUGGGAGCAUAGAGUGGAGGUGUGACUCCGGGGAUUGUAUUUUUCGCACUGAAGUAUGUAAUGGCGUGCGAGAAUGUUCUGAUGGUUCAGACGAGAGGGAUUGCCCAGAUUCCUCCAAGCCUUGCUACGAGGGCCAGUUCCGAUGCAGCACAGGAGAGUGUAUUGAAAAUUCUCGCCUAUGUGAUGGCAACGAUGACUGUGAGGAGGGACAAGAUGAGACAUUUUGCCAUCCCAACUUCCCUUCUGUUACCCCUGUAAUAGACCCCGAAACCCCAGUUGAUCAGUGUACUUCAAGUGAGUUUACCUGUGGUUCUGGAGAGUGUGUAUCAUCCAAUGUAGUAUGUGAUGGGCGCUUUGACUGCACUGAUGGUUCUGACGAAAAGGAAAACUGUGUUACAGCAGAUCCAGGUGUACCACCUCCACGAGAAUCUUGCACUCUGGACCAGUUUACAUGUAGAAAUGGGUUUUGCAUUGAACAAUUUCAUCAUUGUGAUGGCCGACAAGAUUGCAGUGAUGGAUCUGAUGAAGAUAACUGUGAAUCUAGGUGUCAGCCAUACGAGUUUCAGUGCCGUGGUGGGCGGUGCAUAUCAAGGAAUGCUCGUUGUGACGGCAGGAGGGACUGCUUUGAUGGCUCAGAUGAAAGCGAUUGCCCUGUAUCUACUCCAUAUAUCCCCUUUACACCUCCAACACCUACACCAUCUACCCCAAGUCGACCUCCUCCUAGGAAUUAUUUCUUUUGCAAUGAUGGAGGUUUCAUAGAAAAUUUCCGAAAAUGUGAUGGAAGGCGUGAUUGCAGUGAUGGCAGUGAUGAAGAUGAAAGAUGUAAAUCAGAAACGGACACCAUCGACUUGAAAACAUACCCAGAAGAACAGACCAUCCAGCAGACUCGUGAGGUUGUGUUCCAGUGUCGCGAUGAAGGAACAAUUCGCGCUCCAGUAAGAUGGACAAGAGAUGGCAACAGGCCAAUGCCUCCUGGAACAACUGAUGUGCGUGGCCGUUUAACUAUUCCUAAUGUCCAGGUGGAGCACUCGGGGAGAUAUUACUGUGAAGCUCAGGGAGUUCCAUUAUCAACUCCAGGAAGAACAAAGCCUGUUAAUUUACAAGUCAUUCCAUAUGUCCGACCAACACCACCAACAUUGCCACCAGUUUGCAGAACUAAUGAAGCUACUUGCAUGAAUGGCCAGUGUAUUCCUCGAACUAGUGUUUGCAAUGGGGUCUUUGACUGUGAUGAUGCAUCUGAUGAAAUGCGAUGCAAUCCUUUGGGUUGUGAACCAAAUGAGUAUCAGUGUGAUAAUAAACGAUGUGUCCUGAAAACUUGGAUGUGUGACUCUGAUGAUGACUGUGGUGAUGGGUCAGAUGAACGUAACUGCGUCACCAAUCCUCCUGGUUCACCAUGUUUAUUCAAUGAGUUUACUUGCCACAUUGGUAAUCAGUGCAUUCCAAAGUCGUUCCAUUGUGAUAACGAAGUUGACUGUCAGGACGAUUCAGAUGAGACAGGUUGUAGUAAACCACUUAUUAUCACACCGCCACCUCGUAAUUUGAUGGUCCAGGCUGGAGAGACAUUUGUCAUAAAUUGUACUGCUAUAGGUGUACCUCAACCCACUGUCAUUUGGCGUCUUAACUGGGGUCAUGUUCCUGACAAAUGCAGAAUGACUAGUGUUGAUGGAGUUGGUGUGUUGACUUGCCCAAGUGCUCAACCUACUGAUCAAGGAGCAUAUUCCUGUGAAGCCCUUAAUAGUCGUGGAUCAGUCUUUGCUACCCCAGAUUGUAUUGUCCAGGUUAAAGGUGGAUCAUCAGUAUGCCAGACUCCUUAUUUCAAUGCCUUGGCACAAACUCAACAGGAUUGCCUUAAAUGUUUUUGCUUUGGAGCGACAGAUGAGUGUUAUUCUGCAGACCGAUAUAUCACUCAGUUGCCACCCCCAACCAGUUCAUCAUUCCAGUUAGUUGGAGUAAAUCAAGAUCAAUUCCAGGGCAAUUAUGUAAUUCGUAACAGACAGUACCCUAUCUCAACUUCCUUCAUAAGAUACCCUGGAGGGAAUGAUGUUCAGCUUCUGGGAGACCGUUCAAAAAUUGGAGGACCUAGAGACCUUUUGAUAUAUUUUUCACUUCCUGAUAGCCAUAAAGGACAACAACUAUCAUCUUAUGGAGGAUAUUUGAGGUAUAAGAUAGCCUUCUCAAGCUCUGGAACUUUACAACAACAUAGUGGACCAGAUGUCAUAAUGGUGGGAAAUAAUAUUACUCUGAUGCAUGUUCAUGAUGGCGAAUUCUUGCCUAAUGUGGCAAAUCAAGUAGAUGUAAGAUUAACUCCAGGGCAUUGGUUUAAACGAGUAAUUGGCCGUGGACCAGUUGCUCAGACCCAAGAACCUGCCAGCCGAGAAGAAAUUAUGAUGGUACUGGAAAACAUAGAGUUCCUUCUAAUUAGAGCUUUGUAUCAUGAUGAAUCAUUUGUAGAUGCUACACUCUCAGAGGUUCAGCUAGACACAUCUGUUAUGUCUAACAGUGGCCAAGGUCAAGCUAUUUAUGUUGAAGAGUGUCGAUGCCCAGAAGGAUAUGUAGGACUCUCAUGCCAGUCUUGUGCUCCUUCUUACAAGAGAGUUAGGGAAGGACCAUGGCUUGGUCGAUGUGUUCGUGAUGCAGAGUGUAGACCUGGAGAAUAUGGUGAUCCUGCAAAUGGUAUUCCAUGCCAGCGUUGUCCUUGUCCUCUCUCCUCACCCACUAAUCAGUUCAGCUCUUCCUGCUAUCUUGGUACGGAUGGUCAAGUUACUUGCAACUGCCUCAGAGGUUAUACUGGUCGCCGGUGUGAACACUGUGCUAAAGGCUAUGAAGGAAAUCCAUUGAACCCUGGAGAAAGUUGUCAGCCAGUGGUUCCAAAAUGCGAGUGGUUUGAAUUCUAUUGUGGAGACAUGUCACGCUGCAUCGAUAAGGAAAGACGUUGUGAUGGCGUACCAGACUGUCCUGAUGGUUCAGAUGAAGAGUAUUGUUAUGUUCGCUGUGUGACAACCUUCACAUGUUCUGAUGGGACUGUUCAUCCCUGGUCUCGUCGUUGUGAUGGCCUCAAAGAUUGCUUAGAUUAUGAAGAUGAGAAAGAAUGUAAUGUUUGCUUCAAUAGUGGGCACAGAUGUGGCGAUGGACAUUGUGUUCACUUUGAACGCAUAUGCGACGGCCAUUCUGAUUGCCGGGAUUUGAGUGAUGAGUUACCUCAGAAUUGUUUGGAUGCAUUACCUUGUGACCACAUACAUCAGUGGACUUGCGCUGAUCCUACUCGACAAUGCAUAGACAGAAGUCGCCACUGUGACCAUGUUGUUGAUUGUCCUGAUGGAUCUGAUGAGCUUUACUGUAACUGCACUUGUGAUAAGAAAUUCAACUUCUUGUGUAGUGACGGACUUUGCCUUGAUUCCAGUGUUCGAUGCAAUGGAAAAUUUGAAUGUCCUGAUAGGUCAGAUGAAAUAGGAUGCGGUUGUGACCCAAGGACUGAGUUUACUUGCAGUAAUGGCAAUUGCAUAGACAUUGAAUAUUAUUGUGAUGGUCACUACAACUGUAGGGAUGGCAGUGAUGAACCUUUUGGGUGUAACCAUUGUGACUUAGAUAUGAUGCAUCAGUGUGGUGAUAGGACCUGCAUAGACAAACGAUAUGUCUGCAAUGGUUUAACAGAUUGCACUGAUGGUAGUGAUGAACCUUGGGAUUGCACCCCUUGCAAUUUGGAGACAAUGCAUCGAUGUGGAAAUGGAACAUGUAUUUCAAAACAUCAUGUCUGCAAUGGCCGUAGAGAUUGCAGUGAUGGAAGUGAUGAACCGCCUUCAUGCGUGCAGUAUUGUGAUGACCGCUAUGAAUUUGCCUGUCGAACAGGAACUUGCAUUGAUUUAAGACUUGUUUGUAAUGGGUACAAUGAUUGCUGGGAUGGCAGUGAUGAAGAAAGAUGUUCUCGUUGCAAUCAGUACGAAUUCCAGUGUGGUGAUGGAUCUUGUAUUAGUCGUCAGCGUCUGUGUGAUGGUCAAUCAGAUUGUAGAGAUGGCAGUGAUGAGAGUGAGCGGGGUGGUUGUUGUGUAGCUCCAUACUUUUUUCAGUGCCUCGAUGGUGGUUGCAUUGAUUCACGUCUGGUCUGCAACAGGAAACCUGAUUGUAGGGAUGGUUCAGAUGAAUAUCUUUGCUCGGGCGAGUGCAAUCCUGCUGGCAGUUAUUCUUCGAGCGCUGAUCCUGUCACUGGUUCAUGUCAGUGUAAGGAAUUUGUUACUGGACCCAAGUGUGACACGUGUAUUCAGAAUUCUUUCUACCUCAACGAGAAUAACCGCUAUGGUUGUAUUGAUUGCUUCUGUAUGGGAAUUACUGAGCAGUGUACAUCUUCAAAUUGGUAUAGACAACAGGAAUCAGUUUCAUUUACCAAUGAUCGUCAAGGAUUUGAGCUUGUGGACAAAUUCCAACAAAAUGUGAUCAGUAAUGAUAUCUAUGUAGACUCUGGACGUCAGGAACUAGUCUUCCAAGAGUUUUCUCGCCUUGGUCAAGAGGUAUAUUACUGGAAGUUGCCUCAGCGUUUCCUUGGCGAUAAAGUGACAUCAUAUGGUGGAAACCUGACAUAUAGUCUGCGUUAUGUCCCAACUCCUGGCGGUCAAAGUUCAGCAAAUGCGGCAGCUGCAGUGGAAAUUUAUGGCAAUGAUAUUGUUUUAAAGCAUUAUAGUAGAAGCCAGCUCAGCCCUAGUCGACAAGAGACUAUAAGUGUUCCUCUUUAUGAGCAGUACUGGGAAAGGCAAGAUGGUCAAGAAGCUAACCGAGAACAUUUCCUUAUGGCUUUGGCUGACUUAGAGUAUAUUCUGAUAAAAGCAACAUAUACCACAAAUACUGGUGAAGUUGGAUUGAAAGAGGUAAUCUUAGAUUAUGCUGAACCCCGAAAUACUGGCCAGGAACGGGCAUUUGCUGUGGAGAUGUGUGAAUGUCCUGUUGGAUACCAAGGACUUUCUUGUGAGGAUUGUGCUAUUGGGUACACUCGUAGUCUGUCUGGUCUUCAUCUUGGUACCUGCAUCCCCUGCGAAUGUAAUGGUCACUCAGAAGAAUGUGAUCCUGAAGAUGGAAUUUGCACAAACUGCAGAGAUAACACUGCUGGUGAUUACUGUGAUGAAUGUGCAGUAGGAUUCAACAGAGAUGUGGUCUCUGGUCGCUGCAUUCGCAUACCUGGUGGUGAAUGUAACUGUGAUGUACGUGGCUCAGUUUCAACGCAGUGCUAUGGUGAUCGUUGUCAGUGCAAGAAAAAUGUACAAGGAGAAGAUUGUGAUUCCUGCAAACCGGGUUACUUCCACCUUUCCUCAAACCCUGAUGGCUGUUUGGAAUGUUGGUGCAGCGGUGUGAGUUCACAGUGCUUCUCUUCAAAUUAUUUCCGCACACAGCUGCCUAUGCAACUUCUCUCUGAUCAUGGCUUCAUGCUUGCCAACAGAUUGCGGUCAAAUGUCAUCAAGGAAGAGUUCAAUAUUAAUGUUGCCAAUAAUGAGAUUUCCUUCAGUAACUUUGGUGCUCUUAGAGAUGGGGAAACCUAUUACUGGUCUUUGCCUCAGAUGUUCACUGGAAAUAGGUUGCCUUCAUAUGCAGGUAAUUUAACAAUUACUCAGAGAUAUCAGGCUCAGUCAGGAGGUAACCAGUAUGCUGAUCCUGAUGUUAUAAUCAGGAGUUCUGGUGGAAGGGAGCUCAUAUGGAUGAACAACAGACCUCUUCAACCUAAUAUCCUUCAGACAUAUGUGGUACCUCUUUUUGAAGAAAAAUUUACAAUGAAUCAACAGCCAGCUUCAAGAGCUGACUUUUUGAAUGCUUUGUCAUCUGUUGAAGCAAUCUUGGUUCGAGCUACAUUAAGCAAUCGUAUGACUUCAACAUUCUUAAGAGAUGUCAUUAUGGACACAGCUGUGUCAUCUCAAACGGGACAACCUAGAGCAUAUGCAGUGGAACAGUGUCAGUGUCCAAAAGAAUAUUCAGGUUUAUCAUGCGAGCAAUGCAAGCCUGGGUAUUAUCGUGACACAGCAACAAACCAAUGUAAUCAGUGCCCUUGCAAUGGUCGUGAAGAGUCUUGUGCACUUAGACCUGAUGGUAGAGUGCGAUGUGACUGCCUGCCUGGGUACCACGGUGAUUUCUGCGAGGAAUCAGGUCUGAUGCUCGAGCUUAGGCCCAUGAAGGUGCUCUUCAAUAAUAACUUCAGAGAACGUUAUGCAAACUUCACAUGCUCCUACCACUCAUCUGAACCACUUCGAGUUGUUUUUACUCUUGAGCCUGCUUUGGCUAAAGGGGAAACUCCAUUUGCCCUUAUGGCAACAAAUAGUCCGUACAAUACAGAGAGGUAUACCAGUGGAGCUAAACAUUAUGUAACUCUACGUAUCCUGAGGGGACAUAAGACAGUCACUUGCAGAGUUUACGAUGCCUCUAAUAUGGAAGUGGCCCAAAUGGUGUCUCAGAUUUUGUAUGUCAGUCGAGCCCGCAGAGAACGCCCUCCACCUGGGGGAGAUCCAUCUAGUGCAACAAUAAGUGUUACUAUCUCUGAGCCUUCAAUCGUAAUCUCUGCUGUUGGAUCAACUGUUCAGUUCCACUGCUCAGCACGCACUAUAACUGAUCAGAGGCGCGUACCUGUUACAUGGAGUAAAUUGGAUGGUGUAUUGCCAUAUGCAAGGUCAACAGACAAUCGCCAAGGUCUUCUUGAGAUAACACAGAUCCAGUCUUCAGACAGUGGUGUUUACAUUUGCACAGCAUCAGAUGGCUACAUUGUAUUUACACAGAAUGCUACGCUGAGAGUACAAGGUGAAACAGCUCAACCUGGAGCCCCUCGAGUCAGAAUUGAAGAGCCAAGAGAAGUUGUAGAAGUGAGAAGAGGCCAGACUCAAGAAGUUCGUUGUUCUGCUGCUGGCAGUCCUCGUCCUCAAGUCACAUGGUCAUAUGGGCCUAACAGAGAUCGAUUGCCAUUCAAUGUAUUUGCUCAAAAUGGUGUUCUGAUAUUCCGAAGUGCACAAACUGAUGUAUCAGGUGAAUAUUACUGUACAGCUUCAAAUAGUCAAGGAACUGACUAUGCAAGAAUUAUAAUUAACAUUGUACCAGAUGACCGAUCACCCAUACCAUCACCCAUACCUGGCGGACCACUCAUUGUUCAGGUUUCUAGAGAAAUUGUGGAAGUUCGAUCAGGAGAGACUGUUCGUGUUAGUUGCACAGCUGCCAUUCCAAGAUCAGUGACAAUCACUUGGAGUAGACUUGCCGGACCACUGCCGUCGCAAGCAGUGGUGACAAAUGGUGAGCUUCAGAUUGUUAAUGCACGCCCCGUCGACUCUGGUAUAUAUGUUUGUCGAAUCACAGAUGAUAGAACCAGUCGGUAUGAAGAAUCAAGCACUCGUAUCACUGUGACUGAAUUUGUGAACCUUCCUUCAGUUUCCAUCCAACCAGACAGACAAACAAUAAAUCAAGGCACAAAUGCUGAACUUCGUUGCAUAGCCACAGGAAAUCCGGCCCCAAUAAUUACAUGGUCAAAGGCCAAUGAAGAAUUGGGUCCAAGAGUUACUGUAGAUGGAAGUAUUCUUAGAAUAACAGAUGCUGUAGUUAGCGACCGUGGUAUGUACGUGUGCUCUGCAAGAAAUGAUGGUGGAACAGCUCAGGCAGCAUCAAUUGUUGAAGUAGAACGCCGAGAACCUCCUGUAAUAGAAAUAUAUCCAGAAGUAAAACAGACCAUUGUUGUUGGAGCAAGUGCUCUCUUCCAGUGUCAUUUGACAGCUGGCAUACCUCCUCCUGCUGUACGAUGGACACGUACUGAUGGACGUCCUUUGAAACCUAAUACUGAAGUUCUGAAUGGUGGUGUUUUAAGGUUCAAUGAAGUGAAAGGAGAUGAAGAAGGAUCAUAUACUUGUACUGCAGAAAAUGAUGCUGGUAGUGUAAAGGCUGUAGCCAUCCUAGAAAUUCAGUCUUUGCCAUUCAUUACAAUCCAGCCCAGACCAUCUCCAUAUCGAGUACGUGUAGGUCAGCCUGUACGCUUGGAAUGCUCAGCCCAAGGUGAUCCAGCACCUACCGUAUCAUGGCAGAAGCUGCAGCACAAUUUCCCAGCUAAUAUUCCAAGUCAGUCAGCCCUACCAACUGUUGCUGUCUAUGAAAUUGCCAGUGCCACGAGAGCUGAUGAAGGAACAUACCAGUGCAGUGCUAGAAAUGCUGCAGGUACUAGUGAAGAAAGACUGCAGCUAAUCAUAGAGGAGGAAGAUCGCAUUCAGCCACCUCCUUAUUAUGAUAAUUGGCCGACUCAGCCAGCUUACCCACAAAGACCUGAACAAGAAUCACGGUAUUCAGUUCCAAGGGGUGGCAGCUUUGAACUGAGGUGUGCAGGAGGUUCUGACAGAGAAAGCACGCAGAUAGACUUCAAGCGCACUGAUGAUGCACCACUACCAAGAGGUCACCGAAUUCAGGGAGGUGUUUUAUAUUUGAAUAAUGUUGAUGACUCUGCAGCUGGCGAAUAUGUUUGUAUUGGUUCAGACAGAAUCAGUGGAAGCAUUCUCUUCACAAUAUACUCCUAUAUUCAGGUUUUGGCUCCUCCACGAAUCACUUUGGAUCCAAGACGUCAGGUUGUGCGACCAGGAGAUCACACUCGUAUCCAUUGUUCAGCAACCGGUGAUCAACCUAUUACCAUCAACUGGUCAAAACAAGGAGGAUACAUGCCCCCAUCAGUGAUAAUAAAUGGUGGUGAAAUGAUGUUCCGUGGUAUUUCAACUUCUGAUGCUGGUCAGUAUAUUUGUGAAGCUGUCAACAGUGCAGGAAGUUCAGAAGCUGUUGCAGAAGUUGUUGUUAAUGUGUCAGAAGAUGGAGAAAGCCUUGUAAUAACAUCUGUAAGUUUACCUCAACUGAAAACUGAAAAUCAAAAUCAACCUGAAGUCAAUGGAAAUGAAGUUAAAGAAGGCUUAUUUUUUUAUCAACUUGGAGAUGAAGACAGCAUUGAUGCAUCAUCUGCUCCUAGUGAUGGUUACUUUUUAAGCAUGCCUGAAGAAGUUGUAUGCCAUUUUGUUUGUCAUAAUGCCACAAACUGCAUAACUGCUAUGCAGUUAUGUGAUGGGAUAGCAGACUGCCUCGAUGGAUCUGAUGAGUGGAAUUGCCAGGCUGAUGGCCUCUUGAAAAGGAGUGACAUAUUUAAUACCGAAAAUAAGUGCUUGGACUUCUUUAAAUGUGGUGAUGGAUCCUGUUAUCCUUUCUACUUAAACUGUGAUGGCCAUUGCGAUUGCAAUGACUGCAAAGAUGAAAAAGUUUGUUUUCGUCGAAGGAGACAAGUCACAAAGGAGGAGCCACUUUUGACUGCUAUCCUGCGUGAUGUGUUGAUGUACACAGGCCAGACUGCUGAACUCCGGUGUGAAGUCUCUGGACUCAGUCCAAGUAUUGUCCGGUGGAGACGUAUUGGAGGAAGCCUACCUCCUGGUGCACUCCCAAGAGGAAACCUACUGAGACUGCCUUUCAUUAAAGUUGAAGAUACUGGAAGAUAUAUGUGUGAAGCAACAACACCUGAUGGUUUCGUAACUUCAGAUGUUAUAACCCUGACUGUAGAGAGGAGUCAAGCAAUACCUGUCAGAAUCGAACCUAGUCACAGAAACGUCCGCAUUGGGGAAGAUGUAGUGCUUUCAUGCUCAGUGGAUGGUGACCCAGCAGCUGCUGUGACAUGGUCAAGAAUUGGCAAGUAUCUUCCACCUAAUGCUCAAGAGAGGGGGAGUCAGCUUUGGAUCUCUAAUGUUCAGGCAGAUAAUGGUGGUGUAUACCGUUGCUCUGUUACAACCCAGAAUGGAGUCUUUGAUGAAUCUUAUCCUUUAGUCAUACAAGAUACCAUUUCUACUGAAAAUUUGAACUACACUGAUGUGAACACUCGAUCAGUGAAGACACGGUCCGUACCAUAUGGAACUGGAGUAGUCAUGGAGUGUUAUGUUAGUAUUCCACCUCCAGUUUCAUAUACAUGGUCUAAGCAAGGAGGAGAACUACCAGUUAGGGCACAUGUCCAGGGUGCUACCAUUGAUAUUCCUGAGGUUCACACUGAGGAUGCUGGUCUCUACAUUUGCACGGGAAGUAACAAUGAAAGGAGUGUAGAUCUUCUCACAUUGCUUGUUGUGACAGGAGUAAUACCUCGAUUCUCAGGAAGCUCUUAUGUUACUUUGCCCACAUUACCAAGAGCUUAUCUCACUUUUGAUUUAGAUAUUUCAUUCAAGCCAGAGUCUGAUAAUGGACUUAUCUUGUACAACAGUCAACGUGCAGGAAGUGAAGAUGGAGAUUUUGUAUCUUUUGGAAUGAGUGGAGGCUAUGCUGAAUUUAGAUUUGAUGUAGGGUCUGGUCCUGCUGUUAUACGUUCCAGAGCCCCCUUAGAGUUGAAUGCAUGGCACACAGUUAGAUUAUCAAGAAACAGGAAAGAAGGUACUAUGAUUGUGGAUGAUGGAGUUCCAGUUACAGGUCGCAGUGAAGGACGCUUCCUUGGUCUUGAUUUAGUUGAGAACAUGUAUUUAGGAUCAGUACCAGAUUUUAGCAAAGUACAAAAACAAAGUGGGUUUAACACAGGAUUUAGAGGUUGUAUAAGUCGUUUGGUGAUUGGCAAGACUGUUACAGUUGACCUGAUGCGAGAUGCUAAGUCCAAGGUUGAUGUUGGGGCAUGUGAGACUUGUGCUGGAAAUCCUUGCAAGAAUAGUGGUGUUUGUCAAGAGGCUUACACUGAAACUGGUCAUAAGUGUAUUUGUCCAGCUGGCUUCUCAGGAGGUCUCUGUGAAAAUACUGGUGAAGCAUGUUAUCCAGGUGUUUGUGGAACUGGUAGAUGUGUCAACAAACCAGGUGGCUUUGAAUGUUUCUGUCCAUUUGGUAAGGUUGGGGAACGCUGUGAGAGAGACAUCACAAUAGUUGAACCUGCUUUUGGUGAUGGAGCUUACAUUGCUUAUCCUACACCUAAAGCCUUGAGGCGCUUCUCAGUGGACAUGAACUUUAAGCCAGAAAGUCUAGAGGAUGGUGUUCUGAUGUACUGUGCUCAAAGGGAGAGUGGUGAAGGAGAUUUUACCUCUUUAGCAAUCCGUAAUAAACGUCUUGAAUUCCGGUUCAAUACUGGUAGUGGCACUGCACUUAUACAAAGUGAUCCUCUACAGCAAGAUCAGUGGGUUGAAGUACGUGCAAAUAGAACAGACCGUCUUGGCUCAAUGUCAAUCAAUGGUGGACAGAUGCAAAAUACUGAAUCUCCUGGAACGAACCGAGGCUUAAAUUUAGUCACCCCACUCUUCAUUGGGGGUGUUGAUAAUUCUCGAAUUGAAGUAUCUCCUGAAGUAGCAGUCAACCAAGGCUUCCAUGGAUGUGUUAAAGAGAUUAAAUUGAUGGACCAAGAAAUGCGUUUAGCUGAUUCUCUGGUAGAUUCUGCUAAUGUAGGGCAAUGUGGUGGAUCAUCUGCUUCCAUGUGUACAAUAAACUCAUGUAAUAACAGAGGCCAAUGUAUUGAUAAUCCUGCACUGCCUCAUGGUUACACUUGUAACUGCAAUGAUGGAUACAGUGGACGCAAUUGUGAAGUAGAUCCAGGCGUUUGCAGCAUCAUUCAGCCAUGUAGGAAUGGAGGAGCCUGUAUUGGUUCUGGAGAUGUGUACAGCUGCCAAUGCCCACUUGGUUUUGCAGGCCAACACUGUGAACAUGAUGUUCAGGUGCUUGGCUCAGCAUCCUUUUCAGGAGAUUCUUGGGUAGAAUUUGACCGGUCAAUGUUACCUCAAGAAGGAGGGGAAACUCAAAAAAUAACUUUUGAAUUUUCAACUGUAAAGUCUGAAGGCCUUCUAUUUUGGCUAGGCCAGGAACCAGGAAUCCCUGGUAGAGGACAAGAUUAUGUUAGUGUAGCAAUUGUAGAUGGUUUUGUAGAGUUUGCCUACCAAUUGGGAACUGGACCUGCUUUUGUACGAUCUCGAAAUAGGGUAAAUGAUGGUGAGAGACACACUUUAAUAGUAAAGAGAACAGGUCGUCAGGGUUCAAUAGAACUCGAUGGAUCUGUUCAUGAGUAUGGUGAGAGUCCAGGCAUGCUUCAUAUGCUCAAUACCAGGGGCAAUAUUUAUAUUGGUGGAGUUCCUGACCUGCAGUUAAUGACUGAUGGAACUCAUACAGUUGGGUUCCAGGGCUGUAUACACCAAUUAACUAUUGGUGAAGAAAAAAUUGUUAAUUAUAUGCGCCUGGCUGUCUCAGGCAUUAAUGUUACUCGCUGUCCAAGGUACCGGAAGACAACGCGUAGAGAAGCCCCACACCGCUCUAGCAUUCAAAUUAAUCCUCUUGGGACAAACAUUUCUCUCAUACUACCUCUGGCUACUACCACUUAUAACACCCCUUCUGGCCCUGGCUUUAUGCUUACGACGUUUUUUGCUUCUUCCACCUCGUCUUCCUUCCACUUUCACUCAUCUCUGCUAUGGAGAUCAACAAGCCUGGUUUUCCUCCUCAUCUGUAGUACGACACUUUCUCACUAACAUUGUAUAGAGGCUUCGAGGAGGAUAUCGAGGAGGAAGGGGCAAGGGACGUCGCCGAGGUUAAAAGGUGGUGUGAAGAAUUCUCCAUACUAGUAGUCUAGUAAACAUGGAUUAGUCUUCCAGCAACGAGGGAAAAUAAACUGAUGGGACUGCUGCAGCAAACACCACAUCCCCUCCUUCCUAUGCUCCAGUCUUAAAGAACUGAAAAGAUAAUAUAUAUAUAUAUAUAUACGUAGUUUCAUGCCCUGUCAUUCUUUGCAGCCAAAACUAUGUCAAGAUUUAUCCCUCCACUUGAACGAGUUGAAUAUAUUGUUUGGUGAUCAUAGAGUUCUAUUCUUAAAAGGGAUAACUGUGCCUUGUUUAAAUGUACAUGUACUGAUCCUCCUUAGGAGACCAGAUGUGUAUAAUGCUACCCCUGCCGCCUCAAUACUCCUGCAAUAUCACGUGUCUUGUAACCUAGUCCAAGGAAUUCCAUAACUGUUCCCAUAAGGUUGUCAUUAGGUAAUUCAUCUGCCUCUGAUUAUCUAGCUCUCUUGCAGUUUUAUCAGUCCAAUGUGUUCAUCUUUUAUCUAAAUUUAGACAUUUACAUAUAGAUUAUUUUAUUAAAUCAUUCUGACUGCAACAUAAGGAAAUUUUGGGAUAAUCUUGUGCCAAAGGACACGGUUUUUAAAUUAUAGUGUAAUUGAGAAGACCAACUUUUAGAAAAUUUGUUGUAUACAAAUCUAUAGAUCUAAAUAAUCCUAAAAAUAUGAGAUAUAUUGUGAUGUGAGAGCUUUUGUAUGUAUGUGCCAAAUGGUUGGUGAUGUUGUGUAUGACAACCUGUUGUGUUGUUCCUAGUGUAAUAAUCUCCUCACUCAUGAUAUAGGUGAACUUCUUUGGUUAUGCUUGUUUCAUUUUUUUCUUCAAGUAAUGGUUUCUUAAAUACUCUGCCAUUUGGCUGCAUGAUGAACUUUUGCAUCUUUUCUUUUUUUAAUAAUUGUAACUACUAUCAUGCUUGUUUAUUUUUCAGCUGACAAUGGUGCUACCAGGAUGAAAGUUGUUUGUUUCACAUUUAGGAUGUAAUAUAAUUUUAUUCAUUAAGUUUUAAUAAUUUAGUUUUGCUAUCAACACUGCCAUUAUGUUCAGACUUUAAUUUUGGGUAUUUUUUUGUAAGGAAGUAACUAACAUUUUAUUAAUUUAAUGAAUAAUCUGAUAACUGAACUGCCAUGUCCCAUAUCUUGGAGUCUGUUGGUGUAUAGUCAUUACCCCAUAUCUUGAGUGUUGCCAAUUAGUCAGGGUCCCUUUCACACGUGUCUAGCUCUAUACCUGUCUUGAAAUCUCAUGUAUCGAUGAUUGUAGCUUUAUAGUGGAUUUCUUUAAGGGCUUAAUAUAUUAUUUACGUCUUGUUAAACUCGCCUUUAAAGAAGCACUAUUAAAUUACAAGGAAUACAAAUCAGUGAUAAUGGGAUUUUACAAGUCUACUGUCAUAGCAGUUGUGUUUCUUGGAUAAAAUAGAGGUUUCUAAGAUGUUUUCAUUUUAAAGGGGUAGGCUGAUACUAACUUUGAUAGCUGUAUUGUCUGUGAUUAUUCUCUUGCUGUUAAUUUAGUCACUGUGGAGCAUUAACUUUAUUUAUUUUCUCUGCUAACUCAUUAAUAAACAAGAAACACACCAAAUAUGACAGUCUUAGCAGUGUGCAGCAAAAACGAAGGCAUUUCCAUUUCCUUUUUAUCCUAUAUUUUCCAAGUAAGAAUAUUCCUUGUGUUUGAUCUUUACAAGUGCAUCUCCAUUCAGAACUUUAUUUAUACUUUUAAUAAUUUUCAGAAAAAAUUUUCAAUUACUUGAAGCACACUGUUUUAGUGAACCCUCUCUCCAGUUACGUGAAUUUAUUGAGUUGAGUAUAAAGCCACAUACCUUAUAUUUUGUGGAUGUUGCUCGUAAAUCAGCCUCCAUAAAGUCAGUGUUGCUAAAAAGCUGGCUUUCACUUGGUUUUACUGACAUGGCAUAGUGGGGUGUUAUACAACUGUUGCCUUCAUGUCCUUGCUCCUAUAUAAAACUGGGCUGUAUUUGUAGAUAACAGCACUGUUGGAAUUCUGUUUUCCAAAUUUUGUCUCAAACUAAACAUUGGACUAGAUUCCCAGUGAAAAUUGAAAGUAAUAAUGAUAAAAAGGUUGAAAUAUAUAACAUUAAAACUGUUCAGUAUUGUUUUAGACAGUCACUACAUACAUUUUUACCUUUAAAAAGUCAGUUCUGUACUAAUCCUUCAUCUUGUCAAAAUAGUAAUUAUAAUAUUGUUAAUUGCUGCCAAAACUGACUACACCUACAGCUAGUAAUUACAGAAAAACAACUUGUUAUUAUGGCUUGAUAAAUGUUUUCAUUGUGUGUAUAGUUUAUUCCAGUCAUUUGAAAAACAGAAACAUAGUUACAAUAUGGUAGUUUUUGAACAAAAGAUGAUAGUAAGAAAAUUGUAAUUUAUAACCUAAUGGGCAGGGCAUAAUUCAAAUUACAAUUACAUUGUCUAAGUUUAUUUCAUACUUUCUGGAAGCUCUGAUAUGCACAUGUGUAAAUGGCUAAUGUGAUCUUGUAACUAUUUUAAUUUUAUUAAACAGUAAUACUGUAUAUGACAAUAGAAAGUAGAAUGAGUAAUAAUUGUUAUAACUGUUCAUAUCUAGGAUUUUCAGGCAGUACAAAAUGAACUUUGUUUUAAGAUUCUCGGCCUUCCUUCAAAUGCUUUGCUCGGCAGUGUAGACAAAAUCACUGGCCCAAAUCCUUCACAGUCGGAGUACUGCCGUUGCUACUGCUUAAGUCAAUUUUCAAUAUUGUAACACAAGCCCCAGUAUUCUUAACUCUGUGUGGUUGCUAAGUGGUGAUGAAAUACAAUUAAAGGGGUUAUUUCUUCUUUUUAGAAAUUGUGUCAUUAAAAAUAGUCUGUGA